Molecule: messenger RNA, 843 nt
Organism: Hibiscus syriacus
Lineage: Eukaryota; Viridiplantae; Streptophyta; Magnoliopsida; Malvales; Malvaceae
Product: THO complex subunit 4D-like
Exons: 6
Coding region: 2-817 (271 amino acids)
Biological process (GO): mRNA export from nucleus
Cellular component (GO): nucleus
Molecular function (GO): mRNA binding
Source: RefSeq, a predicted model, not a curated record
GAUGCAGAUAGAAUAUGACCGAAAAUGCUGUAAGUUGAAAGGACUGGAUGAAAAGGGUGCUAAAGCUAAUACAGUUGUUUCAACCUGCAAUAUAAUCAUUACAAAAUUAAGAACUGCAAUUCAAGUUGUUGACAAUAUAUCCGUGACUAUACCUCCCUCUUAUCGUCGGGGCCCCAUCGGUCUUAAUACCCGCCCAUCCCAGCAUUCCAUUGCAAAGUCUUCCCACAAAACCAGGAGCUUGCCAUGGAAGCAUGAUUUGUUUGAAGACAGCCUUAGAGCUGCAGGGAUAUCUGGAGUAGAAGUUGGCACCAAGUUAUAUGUUUCCAACUUGGACCCUGAAGUCACAAAUGAAGAUAUCAAGGAACUUUUCUCUGAGAUUGGAGAGCUGAAAAGACACUCGGUACAUUAUGAUAAAAACGGUCGGUCAAGUGGCUCAGCUGAAGUUGUUUAUCUUAGAAGGAGUGAUGCAUUUGCUGCUCUUAAGCGGUACAACAAUGUAAUGUUGGAUGGAAAACCCAUGAUAAUUGAAAUUGUUGGUGCCAAUGCAGACGUCCCUAUUUCUGCUCGUGUUAAGGUAACUGGAACAAAGGGAAGGAAGAAGAGGACUGUUGUUAUGAUGCCAGAAGCAGGUCAAUUGAGAAGAUCUGCUGGAAUUAGUCGUGGUCCUGACCGUCGUGGGGGUAUGACUAUGAGGAGUGGCCGUGGUGGAGGUGGUCGUGGUAGGGGCCGUGGAAAAAGGAAGCCUGUAGAGAAGUCAGCAGAUGACCUUGACAAGGAGCUUGAGAACUAUCAUGCUGAAUCCAUGAAUGUUUCCUGAAGUUUCAAACCAAUAUGGAAUUUUAA